Molecule: messenger RNA, 1343 nt
Organism: Cydia fagiglandana
Lineage: Eukaryota; Metazoa; Arthropoda; Insecta; Lepidoptera; Tortricidae
Exons: 2
Coding region: 4-480 (158 amino acids)
Source: RefSeq, a predicted model, not a curated record
CGGAUGACGAGGCGAAAUCGGUGUUCCGACUCGGUGCGAAGAUACCCCCAUUUUGGCCGGAAGAUGCUGCUUUAUGGUUUGCUCAAAUUGAAGGAGGAUAUUCCGUUGGACGUGCUAGCAACGAUAGCAGACAGGGUGCACGAGGUCGUCGUUCCAGCAGUACCGGCACCGCACGUCGCGGCUACCAGCAGCCGGACGACGUCACACACAACCAUGACGCAAGGUAGCAGUGAACUAGAAAGGCAAGUAGCAGCACUGACUCAGCAGGUAGCAACACUGAUGGCAGAAAGGCACUCCGGCCGCCGCAGUCGUUCUCGCAGCACCCAGAACUGGAGGUAUCGCAACCGUUCUCGCUCUCGAUCUCGCUCAGGCAAGCAGAAUCCUGACCAUUGUUGGUACCAUAACUGUUUCGGAAACAACGCGAAGAAAUGCGAAGACCCUUGUUCUUACAGCAAGGGAAACUCCAACGGCAGUCGCUAGUGGCGGCAAACGACUGUCCUCGAUCCCCUGGCCGUCUCUUCGUCACCGACCAACAUACCAAGGUGCAGUUUCUGAUAGAUACGGGAUCAGACCUGUGCGUAUACCCAAGGUCAGCCAUCAGAGAGCGCCGGAAAAGGACUGAGUACGUAUUGUGUGCAGCUAACGGCUCGCCAAUAUUUACAUAUGGAACUAUUCACCUGGAACUGAACUUAGGACUUCGUCGCGCGUACUCCUGGAAUUUCGUCAUAGCUGACGUCACGAAACCCAUAGUAGGCGUGGACUUCCUGAGCUUCUACAGUCUUCUGGUAGACUGUCGAAAUCAUCGUCUCAUUGAUUUACUGACCACUCUAUCCAUCCAGGUGCCACAUAACAACUCAACCAUGUCCAUAUCAUCCGUCAAGGUCAUGUCAGGCGAUACGAAGUACCACGAUGUCCUGAAGGUGUACCCUGACAUCACAAGACCUGCAGGUAAACCAGUAAAGCCUAAGCAUACAACGGUUCAUCACAUAAGGACUACACCUGGACCACCUGUAACCUGCCGGCCUCGACGUCUAGCUCCUGAUCGCCUGCAGAUAGCUAAAAAGGAGUUCGAGGCAAUGCUCCAGUGCGGUACAGCUCGUAGGUCAGAGAGCCCAUGGUCUUCUGCUCUUCACCUGGCCCCAAAGAAAGACACUGGAUGGAGGCCAUGCGGCGACUACAGAGCGCUGAAUGCAAGGACGAUUCCCGACUGUUACCCACUGCGACACAUUCAGGAUUUCUCCUACCAGCUAGCAGGUACUCAGGUCUAUUCAAAGAUCGACUUAAUUAAGGCCUACAAUCAGAUACCUAUUUUCGAAGAUGACAUUCCCAAAUCGGCCAUUACA